This is a messenger RNA of Aphidius gifuensis, 2165 nucleotides long. It is a transcript of the gene Sps1, whose product is annotated as inactive selenide, water dikinase-like protein. Gene Ontology annotation, molecular function: ATP binding; selenide, water dikinase activity. Gene Ontology annotation, biological process: L-selenocysteine biosynthetic process. NCBI's taxonomy places the organism in Eukaryota, Metazoa, Arthropoda, Insecta, Hymenoptera, Braconidae. The transcript has 6 exons. The record is from RefSeq and is a predicted model, not a curated record. Gene Ontology annotation, cellular component: cytoplasm.
UUAUUACGUUUGGGUAUUCUAAACAUCAUGUAAAAUCCAUUGUAAACCGCCAUUUUAAUAUUGUAUAUGAUCCCGGUUACUCGACGCCCGUGUCAAAUUUUUUCAAUUGCUCUCAAAUUUGUUCAAUUAUUUUAAAUAAUAUUUGUUUUUUUUUUUUUCGUAAAUAAUAAUAUACACAUUGAGAAGCAUUGACUGUCUUUUUGUAAAGAUACAGUUUCAAUAAAGCAAAACAAUAUUGAAGAUUGAACACGCUAUCCAGCUUCUCGGACACAAUUAACCAAAGCGUAUUAAAAAAUAAAAAAAAAAAAAAGAAAUCAAGGAUUGAAAGUCUAACCUCACUUUAACAAGCCGGAAAAAAAAAAAUAUAUAUACAUAUAUUAAUUGUAUAUGUAUAUAUAGAUAAAAAAGAGUAGUCUUUUUUGGAGAAUAUGAAUUUUUUUUCACAGUCUGGUGUAAAGAUGGCCGAUUUACAAGGUACACCGGUGUCACAAGAUGCCUUGACAAUAACACAAUUGGAAUUAGGAAAUAAUCCAAAUGCCCUUGCAUUGCGUAGACCAUUUGACCCAGUGUCUCAUGACCUGGACGUAACCUUUCGUCUUACUAGAUUUGCUGAUUUAAAAGGAUGAGGGUGUAAAGUUCCUCAGGAGAUUCUUAGUAAACUCCUUGAGGGACUACAAGCUGACGAUGGUAGCGCCCAGGAUCAUGAACACAGUCAUUUUAUGCAUAUGGGUAUUGGCAAUACGCCAAGAAUUGGCAUUGGCAUGGAUUCAUCAGUGACACCAUUGAGACAUGGUGGAUUAAGCCUUGUACAAACAACAGAUUUUUUUUAUCCACUUGUUGAUGAUCCUUACAUGAUGGGUAAAAUUGCAUGUGCAAAUGUAUUGAGUGAUUUGUACGCAAUGGGUGUAACAGAGUGUGAUAAUAUGCUGAUGUUACUUGGUGUUAGUACAAAAAUGACUGAAAAAGAACGUGAUGUUGUUGUACCAUUGAUUAUGAGAGGUUUUAAAGAUUCAGCACUUGAAGCUGGUACAACUGUAACUGGUGGUCAAACUGUUGUUAAUCCAUGGUGUACAAUUGGAGGUGUUGCAUCAACUGUAUGUCAACCAAAUGAAUACAUUGUUCCAGACAAUGCAGUUGUUGGAGAUGUAUUGGUAUUGACAAAACCACUUGGUACACAAGUUGCUGUUAAUGCACAUCAAUGGCUUGAUCAGCCAGAUCGUUGGAACAGAAUAAAGCUUGUUGUCAGUGAAGAUGAUGUACGAAAAGCAUAUCAACGUGCCAUGGACAGUAUGUCGAGACUCAACAGAAUUGCUGCUCGUUUAAUGCACAAAUACAAUGCUCAUGGUGCAACAGAUGUAACUGGUUUUGGUUUAUUAGGACAUGCACAAAAUUUAGCAAAACAUCAAAAAAAUGAAGUUUCAUUUGUUAUUCAUAAUUUACCAGUUAUAUCAAAAAUGGCAGCUGUUGCUAAAGCAUGUGGUAAUAUGUUUCAAUUAUUACAAGGACAUUCUGCUGAAACAAGUGGUGGUUUAUUAAUAUGUUUACCACGUGAACAAGCAGCAGCAUAUUGUAAAGAUAUUGAAAAACAAGAAGGUUAUCAAGCAUGGAUUAUUGGAAUUGUUGAAAAAGGCACAAGAACAGCAAGAAUUAUUGAUAAACCUAGAGUUAUUGAAGUACCAGCUAAAGAAAAAGAUGGUGAACUUUGGUAACCCCUUCACAGGAUUUAUCAAAAUAAUUAAAAUUUAAGAAAAAAAAUUAAAAUAAUUAUUAUUUUUCAACUUGACAUUACAAAAGACAAAUUUCGUUUCUUUCUUUUUUUUUUAUAUUGAAAAUUAAUACUUACACAUUCACGAGUGAUUCACAAAAUUAAUUAUAAUUUUGCAAUUUAAAAAAUGCAUCGUGUUACCAACACUUUUUUUUUUUUUUUUUUAAUGCAAAUUAUAAACAAUUAUUUUUUUCAUGUUAAUUAGAAUGAAAAGAAAAAUUUUUGUGAAUUUAACAUUUUUUUUAAUAACUAUCUUUUUGUGCUACGUUUUAUUCUUUGAUAAUUAAAAUAUUUUUCAUGAUUAGUUAUUAAAAACAAUAAAAAAAAAAAAUGUUGAUCAUUCGUAUUAUCCUCUUCAAGGCCAAUUAAAAACACAGAUUAUACCAUAAAAAAAAAUGUA